Solanum dulcamara is the source of this 1515-nucleotide messenger RNA. Its product is annotated as transcription factor bHLH30-like. Lineage: Eukaryota; Viridiplantae; Streptophyta; Magnoliopsida; Solanales; Solanaceae. The transcript has 2 exons. Gene Ontology annotation, molecular function: DNA-binding transcription factor activity; protein dimerization activity. Gene Ontology annotation, biological process: regulation of DNA-templated transcription. The record is from RefSeq and is a predicted model, not a curated record. Bases 610 to 1326 code for a protein of 238 amino acids.
AAGCUAUAGCAAAUUUUUUUGCAUCCUCUGUAUCUUCAAAACCAAGAAGAUCAAAAAGUCUUGUGUCCACUUUGUCCUUUUCAACAUACACAGAAAAUCUUUGUUUGUUUAUUUCUGGGGUUUCGAUUUGUUUGCUCUUUAUCUUCAUCGAUUUGCUCAACAGGGCCAACUUCAUAUUCAUCGAGAUGCUGACCAUUAGAAAGAAAAUGUGGAUGUUUUCUUGCUAAUUUUUGUCUUUCCCAUAAUUUGUUUAAAGUUCACAUUAGUUUUUUAAUAUUUUUAGUUUACAUCUUCUAUGACAGUUAUGUCCACAACUAUCACAAUUACUACUCUCUCUGCUGCCAAGAUUUUCUCAAUUUUCAAGAUUGUCCCUCGAAUGAUCUCUUUUUGGUUUGCUCCUACAACUCGUCCUCCUGGAGCUGACCCUUAGAUUAUUUUUUGCAAUUUUCUCAUGGUAUUAUCAUAUUUGUUCUUGAAUCCUAGUUUAAUAACUUAAUGGUUUGUUUUGUUGAGUCUUGUUUGAAAUGUGAAAUACAGUUAUAUUAUAGCAUCAAUAUACAAUAAUAUACAAGAAAAGACUAUUGUAUUCGUGUGCAUUGAUUUGUUAGAAUGAACUGUGGGAAUUUAGGUGAGUUUUGUGAGAAUGAGGCAAAAGGGGUUGUUCAAAGUUUGGUGUUGGAUAGUGAGAAAGGUGAAUUAGUGAAGGCUAGUGGAAGAGUGGAGAAAAAAGUUGGGAAAUCAGAGGGAAAAACAAUUGCUGCAUUGAAGAGCCAUAGCGAGGCAGAGAGGCGAAGAAGGCAGAGGAUUAAUGCUCAUUUGUCCACACUCAGGAGUCUUGUGCCAUCUUCUGACAAAAUGGACAAAGCAGCAUUGCUAGCUCAAGUAGUAUGCCAAGUGAAACAAUUGAAGGAAACAGCAACUCAUGUUAGUGAAAGAUUCUUCAUACCAUUGGACUCUGAUGAAAUAAAAGUUGAAACAAUUGCUGAAAAUGCAAUAGAUGGGACAUGUCUUUACAGGGCAUCCAUUUGUUGUGAAUACAGGACUGAUCUUUUAUCAGAUUUAAAGGAAACUAUCAAUUCCCUUCAUGUGAAUUUGAUUAAGUCAGAAAUAUCAACGUUAGGAAGUCGAGUGAAGAACGUGUUUGUCUUCACGAAUUUGAUCGAUGGAGAUCGUGCCAAUACUGAGGCUCGGCAAAUUCUCUUAUCCUCUAUUCGACAGGCAUUUAGUUCUGUCCUUGAUAAAGUUUCAGCAUUUUCAGAAUAUUCAGCCUACCCCAACAAGAGGCAACGUAUUUCUUGCUUCGAUUCUUCAAGCUUAUUCCGAUGAUCACGAUUAGCUCCAUUUUAAUAUCAUUCAAUAGCUUGUAUAUUGUCUAAUAUGAUGUUUUUCAUGUUCUCUGUUAUCAAAUAAUGGUUGGUUUGGAUUGGAUUACAACCCUGCCAGUGACCUGAUAACUAUAUGUAAAUAGUUUGUUACCUAUUAUUAUUAUAUUUAUAUAUAUUACACUAUCUUUGU